AUGUCUUCCAAUAGUCUCCUACAAAGCAUCAUCAACGCCAAUGGUGGCCUCGACUACUGGAACUCCAUCCAAUCUCUUUCCGCAAGCUUCCAAUUUUUAGGACCAGCAUUAGAAAGCAAGGGAUUUCCCGGACCAUAUAAAGCGGAAGUAACAAUCGAUACGAAAUCUCAAAAGGUCGUCUUCAAGAGAUUCGGCGAUUUCCACGGCUCGUGGUGCCCGACGCGGACUGAAGCCGGCAAAAUCGGCCAAGAUACGGUUGACGUCCGAGAAAACCCUAAAGAAGCUUUCAACACUCAUACCGCGGAAUCGAAAUGGGAUAUCCACCAUCUCUUUUGGUUCGUGGGCUAUGCCUUCUGGAAUUAUUUCAACUUUCCUUUCCACCUCCAGCAAAAUCCAGACAUCAAGGCUCGAGAACUGGAGCCCUUGGUUCGCGAGAACGGCGAGGAGUGGCCAGUGUUGGAAGCCACAUUCCCCGAUGGAUAUCCCACUCACACUAAGAUCCAAACCUUCGACUUCGAUGACCAGUAUCGAUUGCGGCGGAUGCGCUACUCUGUGGAUGUGUUAAAGAACAACAAUGUCCCCGCGUGGCAUAACUGCUUUAACCAUGCUGUGGCUGGGAAAAUAAGCUACCCAACCUUACGAGUUGUGACGAUCUCUGCCCCUGGAGUGGCAUUCCUUUCCCCUUUUAUGUUGAUGGACAUCAAGCUGGAGGUCAAUCAAGAUUGA
Molecule: messenger RNA, 726 nt
Organism: Trichoderma harzianum CBS 226.95
Lineage: Eukaryota; Fungi; Ascomycota; Sordariomycetes; Hypocreales; Hypocreaceae
Exons: 2
Coding region: 1-726 (241 amino acids)
Source: RefSeq, a predicted model, not a curated record